Dipodomys ordii (Ord's kangaroo rat) is the source of this 2075-nucleotide messenger RNA. It is a transcript of the gene Klhl32, whose product is annotated as kelch-like family member 32. Bases 39 to 1760 code for a protein of 573 amino acids. Gene Ontology annotation, molecular function: protein binding. The record is from RefSeq and is a predicted model, not a curated record. The transcript has 8 exons. Lineage: Eukaryota; Metazoa; Chordata; Mammalia; Rodentia; Heteromyidae.
CAGCUGACUUGAUUGCACUCCCUUGCAGUAUUCAGGAGAUGCUGACAGGCCAGCGGCUCUGCCACUCGGAAUCGCACAACGAUAGCGUCCUGGCGGCGCUGAACCAGCAGAGGAGCGACGGCAUCCUGUGCGAUGUCACCCUGAUCGCCGAGGAGCAGAAGUUCCACGCGCACAAGGCCGUGCUGGCCGCGUGCAGCGACUACUUCCGGAUUUUGUUGGAGCCAGGAGUGAUCCAGGAUGUGUUAGCAGCUGGCAGUCACCUACAGCUGUUGGAGCUUCUCAAUUUAUGUUCCCACUAUCUCAUUCAGGAACUAAAUAGCUUUAAUUACUUGGAUCUGUACAGACUUGCUGACCUCUUUAACCUCACUUUGCUGGAGAAGGCAGUGAUCGAUUUCUUAGUGAAACACCUCUCCGAACUCCUGAAGAGCCGCCCAGAGGAUGUCCUCAUGCUUCCUUACUGCUUGCUCCAGGAGGUGCUGAAGAGCGACCGACUCACUUCCCUGAGUGAAGAGCAGAUCUGGCAGCUAGCCGUGAGGUGGUUGGAGCACAACUGCCAUUACCAGCACAUGGACGAGCUCCUGCAGUACAUCCGCUUCGGCCUCAUGGAUGUGGACACCCUGCACACGGUCGCCCUCUCCCACCCCCUGGUCCAGGCCAGCGAGACAGCCACAGCCCUGGUGAACGAGGCCCUGGAGUACCACCAGAGCCUCUACGCGCAGCCCGUCUGGCAGACCCGCAGGACCAAGCCACGCUUCCAGUCGGACACCCUGUAUAUCAUCGGGGGGAAGAAGCGGGAAGUCUGCAAAGUCAAGGAACUUCGGUACUUCAACCCGGUGGAUCAGGAGAACGCGCUCAUCGCCGCCAUCGCCAACUGGAGCGAGCUGGCCCCCAUGCCCGUGGGAAGGAGCCACCACUGCGUGGCGGUCAUGGGGGACUUCCUCUUCGUGGCGGGAGGGGAGGUGGAGCAUGCCAGCGGCCGGACGUGUGCGGUGAGGACUGCCUGUCGCUACGACCCUCGGAGCAAUUCCUGGGCCGAGAUCGCCCCCAUGAAGAACUGCAGGGAGCAUUUCGUGCUAGGCGCCAUGGAUGAGUACCUCUACGCAGUCGGGGGCAGAAAUGAACUGCGCCAAGUCCUGCCCACCGUUGAGCGGUACUGCCCCAAGAAGAACAAAUGGACUUUUGUGCAGUCCUUCGACCGGUCCCUUUCCUGUCACGCUGGCUAUGUGGCUGAUGGUCUUCUUUGGAUAUCAGGUGGAGUAACUAACACAGCGCAAUACCAGAACAGACUGAUGGUAUAUGAACCUAACCAGAAUAAGUGGAUAAGCCGCAGCCCCAUGCUACAGAGAAGAGUCUACCAUUCCAUGGCAGCCAUCCAGAGGAAGCUUUAUGUUCUUGGAGGCAAUGAUCUGGAUUACAACAACGACCGAAUUCUUGUGCGCCACAUAGAUUCUUAUAACAUGGACACUGAUCAGUGGACCCGUUGCAAUUUUAACCUGCUGACUGGCCAGAAUGAAUCUGGAGUUGCUGUCCACAAUGGGAGAAUAUAUUUAGUUGGUGGAUAUUCAAUUUGGACAAAUGAGCCUCUGGCUUGUAUCCAGGUUCUAGAUGUAAGCAGAGAAGGCAAAGAAGAAGUAUUCUAUGGGCCUACACUACCUUUUGCUUCCAAUGGAAUAGCAGCAUGCUUCCUUCCAGCCCCAUAUUUCACAUGCCCCAACCUUCAAACUCUUCAAGUGCCUCAUCACAGAAUUGGUACCAUCUGAAAAGCCAGUGCUCUGUUAGUAACCAUCACCGAUGGAGGAAAAAACAAGUUUGACUUCCAGAUAGUGGACUUGAAACUCCUCAGUGCUCAAUGCUUCCUUGUCUUCUUUCAUGGGUCUUCAAUUUCAGAUAAAAAGUAGCAAAACAAUUUUCUAAAGUACAUUAUUGGGAACUUUUCUCUGUGUAUGUCAACAUAAAGUAAAAAUAUGUUUGACUUUUAUUGUGGUGUAGCUUAGUGCCAACUGAAUAGAACAUUGUUUUUUCAUGGGUCUUUCAAUAUUCUUUGUACAUGUUCCUAAUCAGCACUGUCUAGGACA